Drosophila novamexicana is the source of this 1170-nucleotide messenger RNA. Its product is annotated as gustatory receptor for bitter taste 22e-like. The transcript is spliced from 2 exons. Gene Ontology annotation, molecular function: sweet taste receptor activity. Bases 1 to 1170 code for a protein of 389 amino acids. Lineage: Eukaryota; Metazoa; Arthropoda; Insecta; Diptera; Drosophilidae. Gene Ontology annotation, biological process: sensory perception of taste. Gene Ontology annotation, cellular component: neuronal cell body; dendrite; membrane. The record is from RefSeq and is a predicted model, not a curated record.
AUGUGGCCAGCUCGUCGCACUUGGCGUCAGAACUUCGCUCGGUUAAAUCUUUGGGCGACACUUUACGGAUCUUGGGCACUCGGUCUGUUCCCAUUCAUCUAUAAUUCCAGCACGAAGAAACUGCGACGAUCCACGUGGCUGAUUGGAUAUGGCAUCAUUUUGCAUCUUGGAUUUGUUUGGGUUACGCUCAACUAUCAAACAGAAACCGAAACCACAGCCCUGAUUGAGGUAUUCCAUCGGAAUCCUUUGGCAGAGCAAAUCAGCUAUCUACAAAACCUUCUACUUUUGGCAACCGUUUUUGUGAUGCACUUUCGGAACUGGUGGCUCUCCGAGGAGCUUGCCAGUACUAUUAAUACGCUUACAAGUCUAUAUCAACGACACCUUAAUCAACUAGACUUUAACGAUUGUCUCAGCUUUGACAAUUACAUUAUUUAUAAAGGCUUAUCGAUUUGGUUGGAAGUCGCUUCAGUGUUCGUCAUGCGAUAUGGACUGUCGCCUCCCAUCAGCUUUAAACUCUUUUUGGGUCUAGUCGGUAUCAUGGCAGUUCAGAUAAGCAUGCUUCUAAUUGGGAUGCACUUUCACCUGGCCGUAUUGUACAUAUAUCGCUCUGUUUGGAUCGUCAAUCGGGAACUUCUUACGCUGGCAAAUCGUCUAAGGAUGUGUAACAUAAGGAGAUCCCCUCGUGUUCAAGAACUGCAUUGCCUUUAUAGGCGCCUCUUGGGGCUAAGCAAUCGACUGGGUGCUCUGUACGACUGCCAAAUGACUCUUUUCAUGAUAUCCCUACUAAGUGUCAAUAUAUUAUCCGUAUUCUAUAUGAUUGUCUACUGUAUUAGUUUAAAGAAAAUAUUGACGUUCGCGCUGGCAAUCAACUUUACUCAGGCGCUAGCCAUUAAUUUGAUGGAUUUCUGGUUGAGUAUUGCGGUCUGCGACUUGGCAGAGCGACAAGGUCGAGGAACCUCAGCUAUUUUAAAGCUAUUCAAUGACAUACCUGAACUAGAGAUAGAUCUAGACCGAAGUAUCAACGACUUUGCCCUAUUAUGCUGUCAUAGACGUCUAAGAUUUAACCAUUGCGGCUUGUUCUAUGUCCAUAACGCAAUGGGAUUUCGAAUGAUUGUUGCUUGUGUACUGUAUUUAAUCUACUUGGUUCAGUUCGAUUAUAUGAAUUUGUAA